Trichogramma pretiosum is the source of this 4392-nucleotide messenger RNA. Its product is annotated as glycerophosphocholine phosphodiesterase GPCPD1-like. The record is from RefSeq and is a predicted model, not a curated record. The transcript has 13 exons. Bases 1008 to 3485 code for a protein of 825 amino acids. Gene Ontology annotation, biological process: glycerophospholipid catabolic process. Lineage: Eukaryota; Metazoa; Arthropoda; Insecta; Hymenoptera; Trichogrammatidae. Gene Ontology annotation, molecular function: starch binding; glycerophosphocholine phosphodiesterase activity.
ACUUAGUUCGCUGUCGACAGUCAACAGCAGUGCCAAGUCGCGCCUCGCAGAAAAUAUAUAUAACACAACACAAGUCGCUCCCUGCAGAAAAACAUAUUGUUGCGAAGCUUUCUCUCGCGAGCUGCCCACAGUGUUUGUUGAUUGUGCGUCGAUACUUGCGUGUGUAGUUGUCUCGCUUUGCGCCUACGUCUAUCUUGUCACGGAAGUGAAGCUUUAUACUGUGCACCGGCCAUACUUGUUUAUCCAUAAUAAGUACGUAUAGAGCUGAGAGAAAGAGAGAGAAAUAGGAAGAAAGCGCCGUGCAUGUGCAGCUCUUCCAACGAGCGACAAGCUCUAUUGACUACUCGGCGCACGACCUUUCGUCAAUUCUGUGUACAUAUACUUACGCAGAACUUUGGCGUGUACGCGCGUGUGUAUACGUAAACAUUUAAAAAAAGACCAUCGUACAUAAGAGAGACACCCGAGUUGCCAAGUUGCGUUUCUGAGAGGCAAAACAUGUCGGAUGAGGAGAGAAAAAGCACUAGCAAGCCGUACGAGUUCAUCUUGGAGUUUGCCUUUGUUAAAUAACACAAGCUCAACCCCAGCGGCAUAUACUUACGAUCUUUGUCCGCUCGUUAAAUAACAACAAUAACAACAGCAGCAGUAGUUACGUCGACUGUUGUCAACAUCGAAAACAGCAAGAACGUCGUGCAAGUUUGAGCCACCAGCAGGGCUGCGUCAGUUUCGCUUCGAUAUCGGGAUAUAUAAGAGGCUGCAGAACACAAAAAACUACUCCAUCUUUUGUAGCACUUUGACGGCAUUUUGUGUGUUCCCGGGUCACAAGGCAUACGUGAGAGAAAGACAACUGCUUUUUUGUUGCUUCAGACAUUCGUUGAGAACGAUCAGUUCGCGGCACGCAUUUCCUCAUAAGCUACGUGUUUGCGGAACAGGCGAGGAUUGAGAAGACUCUUGUCAUCUGUAGAUAGAAAUUCGCAGUUGAAUACGUCAUCUGCAAUAAUUCCAUCAACAUGAGGGCCUCUAGACGAGAUGUCACUUUCAGAGUCCAGGUGCCUGGCUUAGAAAAGAAUGAUGUGGUCUUUGUGGUAGGAAAUCUACCUGAAUUGGGCUCUUGGAACCAUAAUCAGGCAGUUCAGCUUGCAAAAGAGAGCAACGGACCCGACUCUCCAAUUCGAUUUGACAAUAACGGUACUUCGAGUGCAGCAGAUAACUAUGGGAAUUCUGAAGAUGGUGUCGAUGCUUUUGAAAAUAAUCGUUUCAGUGAUGAAAAAAAUAUUGAUGAAGGACAUAUAUUUUCACAAAAAGUUUCUUUACCUUGUGACGUUGAUGUGCAGUUUCGUUAUUUUAUAGCUGUUGUUUGUCAACCUAAUGGUACAAAAAAUUCACCCAGAACACUUAUUAUCAGAAAAUGGGAAACUCAUAUGCAUCCAAGACAAAUUAAAAAAAAUUCUCACAAUAAUUCAACUGAAAAUGAUAUACCUGAUCCACAUAAAUUUGGUUAUCACGAUGGCUACUGCAAAAUUGAAAGAGGUUGGCUGACAGAUGAAACAGUCAUUCAGUUCAAAUUGUUUAAUGAUCCUAUCAAGCUCUGGAAAAAUAGACUGCAAAAUAAAGAAAUGUGUAUAAAAAUGACGCCAGUAAAUUUGGUACGACAUAAUUCAUUUGAGUUGCAUCAAUCUGCAGAUCAUAUAGAUGAGAGUUUGUCUAUGGAUACAUUAGAUUAUGUAGAUGAACCAGCUUUCAGUAUUACAGAAGUUGCCGUGAUGAAUGAUGAAGAAGCACAUUUUAAAUAUCAAGAGCAAUUUGGCAGAAACUACAAAGAAAAUGAAUUUUUAAUUUUCAAUGCAGCAGUACGAUACCCAGAAACUGUCGCUUACUUGGUCGAUUAUUACGUGUACAGUCGUAAAAAUUUCCCGGAUGAACCACCCAGUCACAUUGGUUUCAGUUACGUUCUGCCCAGUGCACUGCUAGGCAGUGUAGGACAGUUAACAGUGCCCAUUACUAGUACAAAACACAGGCCAAUCGGGCAACUUACAAUUGAGUAUGUUAUCAUUAAACCAAUCCCUGAUUUUCCGUGGGAUAUGAGUAUUUCUUAUGCCAAGCACUGGGAGCAGAGAUGGUCAGGACUCGAUGUUGGACAUCGAGGACUUGGUAAUUCUUUCGAAAGCCAUAUGAAAAAUUGUGCAAAUGUCCGUGAAAAUACUAUUGCUUCUCUUAAAACUGCAUCUUAUCACGGAGCUGAUAUGGUGGAAUUUGACGUGCAACUGUCCAAGGAUCUGAUACCUGUUAUCUAUCACGAUUUUCACGUUUCCAUUUCUUUAAAGCGUAAAAAGCAAAUAGAGGCUAUGGAUAUGCUGGAAAUACCCGUAAAGGAUCUUACUUUGGAACAGCUACAUUUACUUAAGGAUUUUACUUAUCCGAAUGAUUCCUUGGGUAAGGUACUACAUUUCUUUGAUAAAGCUGAGCAGGUUGUUCUGUCGGUUUAUCACGUCAAAGAGGGCCGUGAAAAAACAGUCAAAUUUUUCGACGAGGAUUUGGACGAUCAUCAACCGUUCCCAACUCUCGAAGCUGCUCUUAAAGAAUUGGACCAACACGUUGGAUUUAACAUCGAAAUUAAAUGGACGAUGCAGUUGAAGGACGGUACUUUCGAGUUGAAUCAUCCCUUCGAUCUGAAUUUGUACUUGGAUAUCAUAAGCAAAACCGUGCUGGAACACGGUGGCGAUCGAAAAGUCGUCUUCUCGUCCUUCAAUCCGGACAUUUGCGCUAUGUUGCGUUUCAAGCAAAACAAAUACCCGGUCGUUUUUCUGACCCAAGGCGAAACUGCUAAGUAUCCGACCUAUCACGAUCCCAGAUGCCAAUCCAUCCCUAUGGCCAUGAGGCAUGCUUUGGCCAGCGACAUACUUGGCAUCAAUGUUCAUACCGAGGAUGUAUUGCGCGAUCCGAGCCUUGUUAAGAUGGUCAAAGACCAAGGCCUCAUUAUAUUUUGUUGGGGUGACGAUAACAACGACAAAGACACCAUACAACAUUUAAAGAAGCUUGGCAUGCACGCUGUGAUUUACGAUAAAAUCGACGAAUACAAUGCAAAAGAAGUAAAGGAAAGCAUCUUUCUGGUGGACGCGCGAGAAAAUCAAAAGGCAUUGAUAGCCCUGGCUCAGGGAUGCAAUCAAUCGAGCGGAGUCGCCAGCGGCGUGGCUGGAUCAAUUUCGUCCACCACGGCCAACUCGUUAAUCAGUAGUACAACGAGUGCAGGUGGUAGCGAGAGCGAUGACAGCACAGAGACCGGCUCCGCGAUGGAUCACCUGUGCAACAACUGUGAUAUUAGCCAGCAAGACAAGGAGAUCCGUGAUUUGACCAAGGACUUUAGUAUAUGCGCGGCCAAUUUGGGCCAUCAGCCGAAGACGAAGUCCUGCACGAAGUCAUGCUCCGCAUCUCUACCUGAUGUCGUUUGCACCUCUCCGACUGCUGAAGUAGCUAAGGAGAUGGUUUAAAUAGAAAUUAAGCUGACAUCUUUUAUCCCCUUUUUCCCUUCGUACACGGUGCGCUCUAUUAAUCAUGGAAUCUAUUGUAUUGUGCAACUUCUCUAUUUCUUUAUUUCCUUUUGAUUAUCCUUUUCUUGCUGGCCAAUUGUGCUUCUAAACAUUUUUUCUAAACACGUGUAAGACUCGAUCGGAGAAUCUUUUUUUACCAAUCGAUGUUAGUUAAAUAGUGCGACGGUGAGCGAUGAUAAAAAAUGAAAUGCUUUAAUGAGUUGUAACAGUGGUUCGUAUCAUUUUUUUUCACUUCAAGGAAAUGUUUCAAUGUUUAUUAUAUAAACUGAUAAGCGACAAGAGAAGACGAAAUUUCGUACUUUUUCAAAUGAUUACAUAUAAAUACCACUGGAUUUUUUUUCAUCGCUUACUGAUGCGUUGUCUAGAGUGAAAAUGACACAGAUAUAAAUUAGUAAAUUUAUAAAUGCAUAAACUAUAUUGUACUACAUUGUAUAACUAUUGAUUUUUUUGUCUAUUGUUUCUUAUUUUUUAAAAGAAACAGCGAAACCUCUAUAAUGAUGUAUUUAAAAAAAGUUACUCUUAUAUUAUGAUUAGUCUACUUUCAUGAAACGCCAAUUAUAAUAUAAACUUUUUUACACGCGGACGAUAGUGUUGAAAAGCUUGUUAAAUUACUUAAGGGCUUUAUAGUAAGUGAUAAAUGGCCAAUAUUAAUUUUUUUUUAAUCAGCCUUGUUAUAUGUAUUCACAAGUUUGAAAUUUGCAGAAAUAACGUCCAUAACAAAGUAUAAAAAUAUAAGUACAUUUGAGGUUUCGCCUGAUGAUGUCAAUUGACAUUCGUAUGUAUCAGUAAUGCAGUGAGCAAAUUGAGAGCUCUAGAAUAAAUUUGAACGAUUUUUCACAAAACAAAA